UUCACGGCUUAGUUUUUUUUGGACAAAGUCACGAGGAAGAGUCUUGUUUAUGUUUCUUAGUACGUAAAAUUAAAUUGCGACGAUUUCGUUGCAUAGAAAUCGCGGGAAAAUAUUCCACUCCACAGAAAUCAUCUCACCAUGAAUUAAGUUCAUGACCUAUUUGCCUGUUACAAAUCUUUUAUCACUUAUGUAGGUUUACUCGCUGACUCAAUCCACACAACUUACAUGCAAUUUUUUUUAUCUCUCCGAGAAAGUGAAAAGAAUGACAAAUUCUCACUCAUCUCAAAAGAAAUAAAAAGUAGAUGCAUCUCAUUCUCACUCUUAUUCUGCAUCCAAAACGGCCAACACUCUGAAAAGGUGUAAAUCGCGCGGAAAAUUGCAAGUUGCGUGUCGUAGUGAAUCCGGUGGCGUGUGCUUUCUCGACGAUCAUCAGAAUCCAUUGAUCAAUGCAGAGCCGGAUCUCUAUAUACCUAACAGCAAGUGAGAUUAUGCUGGUGCGUGCAGUUUCCAAUUUGAGACUGGCCACUGGCACAUUUUUCCCACAAAAGAGUCGCGCAAAAGUGAGAGAAAGAAGAAGGUGAAGAUCAUGGGUCAGUUCAAGAGCAUCGAUCACGGUAAACGGUUGCUUCCUCAAAAGCAAGAGACAUGUUGCUCUCUUUGGUUGUUUUCUGUGUCUUCAGCACCAUCAGCAAUGUCCCAGGAUUAGAAGUCACAGAUGAGCCUCCAAUUACUGAUUAUUCAACAGUCUCAACGAUCACUGAUGAAGAUCUCUUCCCAAAUAUCUUUGAAUCUUCUGAUGACUAUGUGAUAGUGACCCUUCCACCCAAUACAACAUCCUUGGAAGAUAAAAGUGAAGAGAAGCCACACAUCAGCUUCGCAGACACCAAACAAAUUGGCUUUCCAAGUGACCGAGAAGGUCCCCGAAGGCCCUGCCGAUGUAUGAAUGGACUCUGUGCUUGCUGCACAGGAGUCCUCAUGGAUGCUUUCAAGACGAAAGGGUGCAUGAAUCUUCGUUACAUCCCUGAGGACUUUGCUUUUCAAUUUGAAAUGAAGAUGAACGAAAGGGUUCUUUACAAAAAUCGCAUCUCUGGCAAGAAUCCUCCACCAAUUUGCAUCAAUCCACCCAGAAUUGGAUUUAUUGAAGUCUGUGCCAACUUCUAUGAUGUCUAUUUCGUGGGAAGGAAUAUGCAUGUGUGCCUUGAAAUGGGAGGAUACUUCCAGGGUUUUGAGCUUUUUUCACGCUCCUUUGACUGCAUUCGAAUGGGUGACAAAGGAGUAAAAGUUAUGAAACCAGAAGAUGAGGACUUCCGACCAACAUCUGGGAGUUUGGAUGCAGAAGUCGAUGCAGGAGAUGACAUUGAGGAUUAUGAUGAAAAUGUGGUGAGACGGUUCGAUAAAAAUUAGAAUAUAAACAUUCUCUUUCUGUUAUUUCCGAAAAAAAAUUAACAAUAAAUUUUAAAAACUCCUAAAUG
Molecule: messenger RNA, 1472 nt
Organism: Phlebotomus papatasi
Lineage: Eukaryota; Metazoa; Arthropoda; Insecta; Diptera; Psychodidae
Exons: 4
Coding region: 646-1404 (252 amino acids)
Source: RefSeq, a predicted model, not a curated record